AUGGGAGCGGAAUCUACAUACAUUAUCUGUGUCAGUUACAGAUAUAAACAGAUGUCUGGGGCAAUAAAGGACCAUAAAAGCCUUCUGAACGAGAAGUUUCAGUGCUUGACUGAGGGAAUCUCCAAGCAGGGAAACCCCACACUCCUCAAUGAGAUCUACACAGAGGUCUACAUCACAGAGGGGGGCAGUGGAGAGGUCAAUGAUGAACACGAGGUCAGACAGAUUGAGGCAGCAUCCAAGAGAUCAGCUAUGUAUGACAAACCAAUCAAAUGCAAUGACAUCUUUAAACCCUUACCUGGACAAGAGAAGGACAUUAGAACUGUGAUGACAAAGGGAGUGGCUGGCAUUGGGAAAACAGUCUCUGUGCAGAAGUUCAUUCUGGACUGGGCUGAAGGAAAAGCCAAUCAGGAUGUCCAUUACAUAUUUCCUCUUUCUUUCCGUGAGCUCAACUUAGUGAAGGAGAAAAAUCUUAGUUUAGUGGGUCUGAUUAUACGAUUCUUUGGUGACAUGCAUGAUUUCAGCAUUUUCACUGAUGACACAUGCAAAGUACUAUUCAUCUUCGAUGGUCUCGAUGAGUGUCGGAUUCCUCUGAAUUUCCACUCCAACCAAAAGUGUUGUGAUGUAACAGAAGCAACCACAGUGUCUGCUUUGCUGACAAACCUCAUCAAGGGGAAUCUGCUGCCCUCUGCUCUCCUGUGGAUUACCUCCAGACCAGCAGCAGCCAAUCAGAUCCCUCCUGAGUGUGUGGACCAGGUGACAGAGGUACAGGGGUUCAAUGACCCCCAGAAGGAAGAGUACUUCAGGAAGAGAGUCAGUGAUGAGGAGCUGGCUAACAGAACCAUCAGCCACCUGAAGUCAUCCAGGAGCCUCUUCAUCAUGUGCCACAUUCCUGUCUUCUGCUGGAUUGCAGCCACUGUGCUAGAGAUAAUGUUGGGGGAAAUAAACACAGGAGAGAUCCCCAAGACUCUGACUCAAAUGUACACAUGCUUCCUGAUGAUUCAGACAAAACUCAAAGAGAAGUACACAAACAGAGAGGAGACGGAUGAAAAGAUGCUUUUUAAACUGGGGAAACUUGCUUUUCGGCAGCUGCAGAAGGGCAACCUGAUCUUCUAUGAGGAGGACCUGAGAGAGUGCGGCAUUGACAUCUCAGAAGCAUCAGUGUACUCAGGAGUGUGUACCCAGAUCUUCAGAGAGGAAGCCGGGCUGUACCAGGGGAAUGUGUUCUGCUUUGUGCAUCUCAGCAUUCAGGAGCAUCUUGCUGCCCUUUAUGUGCACCUCACUCUCAUCAUACAGAAAGAAAAUGUUCUAAACUCAGCAACCCCAAGACCAGCCUUCAUAUCUAAGCUUGCUCAUUUCUUCCGGCCUGUGCCUGUCUAUGAGCUGCACAAGAGAGCAGUAGAUCUGGCAUUACAGAGUGAUAACGGACAUCUGGACCUUUUCCUCCGCUUCCUAUUGGGCCUUUCACUAAAGUCCAAUCAGAAGCUCUUGAGAACUCUGCUGCCACAGGCAAUCAUCCAAUCACAGAGCACAGAUGAAACUGUCCAGUAUAUCAAGCAGACGAUCAGAGAGAAUCUCUCCACAGACAAAUGCAUGAAUCUUUUCCACUGUCUCAAUGAGCUGAAUGACCAGUCCCUAGUGGAGGAAAUCCAAAGCUACCUGAAUACCUCAGGAGGUCUAAAGGGAGCCAGACUCUCCCCUGCACAGUGGUCAGCUGUGGUGUUUGUGCUGCUGACCUCAGAUCAGCAGCUGGAUGAGUUUGACCUGCAGAAAUAUGGCGGAUCAGAGGAAUGUCUGCUGAGGCUGAUGCCUGUGGUCAAGGCCUCCAGAUCAGCACAGCUGCGUGACUGUAAGCUGACAACGAAAAGCUGUUCCUCUCUGGCUGCAGCCCUCAGCUCAGGCUCAAGUCUCAGACAGCUGAACCUGCAUGAGAAUAAUCUGCAGGACUCUGGAGUGGCACUUCUUAGUGCUGCAUUAGGAAAUCCACUCUGUCAACUGGAGACACUAAAGCUGUGGGAUUGUAAGCUGACAGGGAAAAGCUGCUCCUCUCUGGCUGCAGCCCUCAGCACAGGCUCAAGUCUCAGACAGCUGCACCUGAGGGGCAAUAAUCUGCAGGACUCUGGAGUGGCACUUCUUAGUGCUGCAUUAGGAAAUCCACUCUGUCAACUGGAGACACUAGAUCUGCGUGGCUGUAAGCUGACAGGGAAAAGCUGUUCCUCUCUGGCUGCAGCCCUCAGCUCAGGAUCAAGUCUCAGGCAGCUGGACCUGAGUAGGAACUAUAAUCUGCAGGACUCUGGAGUGGCACUUCUUAGUUUUGCAUUAAGAAAUCCACUCUGUCAACUGGAGACACUAACGCUGCAGUACUGUAAGCUGACAGGGAAAAGCUGCUCCUCUCUGGCUGCAGCCCUCAGCUCAGGCUCAAGUCUCAGACAGCUGCACCUGAAUGAGAAUAGUCUGCAGGACUCUGGAGUGGCACUUCUUAGUGCUGCAUUAGGAAAUCCACUCUGCAAACUGGAGACACUAGAGCUGUGGGGCUGUAACCUGACAGGGAAAAGCUGCUCCUCUCUGGCUGCAGCCCUCAGCUCAGGCUCA
Molecule: messenger RNA, 2589 nt
Organism: Engraulis encrasicolus (European anchovy)
Lineage: Eukaryota; Metazoa; Chordata; Actinopteri; Clupeiformes; Engraulidae
Product: NACHT, LRR and PYD domains-containing protein 3-like
Exons: 7
Biological process (GO): intracellular signal transduction
Molecular function (GO): protein binding
Source: RefSeq, a predicted model, not a curated record